Molecule: messenger RNA, 1792 nt
Organism: Rhinichthys klamathensis goyatoka
Lineage: Eukaryota; Metazoa; Chordata; Actinopteri; Cypriniformes; Leuciscidae
Gene: plekha1b
Product: pleckstrin homology domain containing, family A (phosphoinositide binding specific) member 1b
Exons: 13
Coding region: 132-1307 (391 amino acids)
Cellular component (GO): membrane; cytoplasm
Molecular function (GO): PDZ domain binding
Source: RefSeq, a predicted model, not a curated record
GUUGCGGGAUAGGCAGACCGUCGGAAGUUUGUGGGAGAUGGGCUGAAAGUCCAGCAGAAGGCAGACCGAAUAACACUGCUGCACAGGAGUUUCACAGCUGCGUAUAAGUGUGGUAAUGCUUAGUCUCAGAUAUGCCGUACGUAGAUCGUCAGAAUCGGAUCUGUGGCUUUCUAGACAUCGAGGAAAUGGAGAACAGCGGCAAGUUUUUACGACGCUACUUCAUUCUGGACACGCUGGAGGUCAGCCUGGUGUGGUACAUGGAUAAUCCUCAGAAUCUUCCAGAAGGAACAUCCAACGUCGGCUCCCUAAAACUAACAUAUAUAUCCAAGGUUAGCGAUGCCACCAAAUUGCGUCCAAAGGCGGAGUUCUGCUUCGUCAUCAACGCUGGAAUGAGGAAGUUUUACUUGCAGGCGAAUGACAAGCAGGAUUUAGUGGAGUGGGUCAGCGCACUCAACAACGCCACCAAAAUCACAGUGCCGAAGUCAGGCGAGCAGGUGGCUCAUAAUACAGCAGAAGCGUGUGUGGACACGUCAGGCACCACGAAACAAGUGUCCUACAAGACCGAGAUCAUCGCAGGAGUGCCCAUCAUCACCACCACACAGGAAAAGGGUGAAGAUCAGAACGGUGCAGACAGGAGCGGGCUGAGGAAACCUCAAGGUCCGCUGCCGUAUUACCUGAGCCGGAGUAACCAGGACCAGUCGGUCAUAAAAGCCGGAUUUUGUGUCAAGCAGGGAGCUGUGAUGAAAAACUGGAAGAGGAGAUACUUCAUGCUGGAUGACAAUGCACUCAGCUACUUUAAAUCAGAAAUGGACCGAGAACCAUUACGAGUUGUUCCUCUGAAAGAAGUAAAUAAGGUGCAGGAGUGUAAACAAAGUGACUUGAUGAUGAGGGACAAUCUUUUUGAACUGGUUACUACCUCAAGAACGUUCUACAUUCAGUCGAACAGCCCAGAGGAGAUGCACGGCUGGAUCAAGGCUAUCUCUGGGGCCAUAGUGGCCCAACGGGGUCCUGGACGCUCAGCAGCCUCUAUGCGUCAGGCCAGACGGCUCUCAAACCCUUGUAUACAGAGGUAUACAUCCUGCAAUGGUGAAUGCAGCACGAGCACGCUGAACCCACCUCCACGUUCUACUACAGCGAACCGUGUCUCCCAACUCCUCGCUCACCCCUCCCCACCGAACUCCAUUACCCAGAAUGCCGUUCCCCCUCGGGCUCUCAGCAUGGCGUGGGAGGGGCCAGACCUGAACAGCUUGCCGCCUGGGGCCCGAGCGCGCCUGUCGCUCCAGGAGACGCCCCAAAUCUUCAAGUAAAUGUUGAUGACUCGUCGCCAUGGCAACGGAGAAGCAAAGUAAUCCAGCCUCCGGUUUGCCCUAAAGAUAAAGAGCGGCAAGUUACCGAGGUGUAACAAUGUACUUGGUAUAUUACACACACAUCACAACAAACUAUUGACGUCAAAAUCAGAACAGGGACUCGAGCCCAGUGCAUCAUGGGAUAUGGAGGACUAUGGAAUUUGGAGUUUUCCGUGGUCAUUCUCAAGCCUUUCAGAAGACGUGUGCACUAUAACACAGAUUUAUAAACCAGACAAUUUGUUAAAGAGGCUAUAUGGAUGAAUUUACAUGUAUUAAUCACUUUUUUUAUUGCCAAUGUUUGAACAGCUUGUAACGAAACUUAAAAAAUGAGACCUUCCCUAAUUUCCUAGGUUGUCUAUGAGAGCCUGUAAACGUUUUUUUAUGCGAAGGACUGGGAACGUGUUUGCUGGGAAAAUCAAAAGGAUGUGACGUUUAAGCCCAAAGUA